Molecule: messenger RNA, 5308 nt
Organism: Brienomyrus brachyistius
Lineage: Eukaryota; Metazoa; Chordata; Actinopteri; Osteoglossiformes; Mormyridae
Gene: abcc2
Product: ATP-binding cassette, sub-family C (CFTR/MRP), member 2
Exons: 32
Coding region: 261-4928 (1555 amino acids)
Biological process (GO): transmembrane transport
Cellular component (GO): apical plasma membrane
Molecular function (GO): ABC-type transporter activity; ATP binding; ATP hydrolysis activity
Source: RefSeq, a predicted model, not a curated record
UCUCCCUCCCUCUCUCCCUCCUUCUCUCACUCGCUGUCUCCUGCUGGACUUUAGACUGGUGCUGUUAAAAGAGGUAUAAACAGGGUGGUAGCAGUGGAGCCGAGUGGGGGACAUGCUGCGUCAUCGUGAUACUGGCGAACGGAAGGAGCUCGUCAUGACAUUAUGCCGUUAAUCGUGACUGAAGAGACCUCCGCUAUAAGGCAGCGUGGCCCCUUCGGCUCCUGAUCGCCCCCCUUCUGGACUCCUGGCCCGGCCUCCCCAUGUCGGCAGUGCUGGAUCGCUACUGUGGCUCUGUGUUCUGGAACUCCUCCUUCCUGGAGCGCCCAGACCCGGACUUGCCUGUGUGUUUGGAGCAGACUGUCCUGGUCUGGCUCCCCCUGGGUUUCCUGUGGCUCAGUGCCCCCUGGCACCUCGCCAGGCUCUUCAGAGGAGCCGCCCCCUCACCGGGCUUUUCUUGGCUCUACAUCUGCAAGCAGGGUCUGGUUGCCCUCUUGUUCCUGACGGCUGUUGCUGGCCUCGCUGUCACUCUGGGGGAGGAUUAUGGGCCUUUGAGUGACAGAGAGAGUGAGGGGCUCCGGUCCCCCGUGUUCUACACCAACCCCGUCCUGUUUGCCACCUCAUGGUUACUGGUGCUGCUGUCUCAGGAGGGGGUGCGCAGGACAGCCGAUGCCGUUGACUCAGGGGCGCUCUUCCUCUUCUGGGUCCUGCUGGUGCUCUCCGGAGUCUUCCCCUUCCAGACGCUUCUACGCCAAGCGCUAGCACAGGGCGGGGUACCGGACCUGCCACGCUUCUGCCUGUUCUAUGUGUCCUAUGGUCUGCAACUGGUGGCGCUCGUGUUGUCUGCCCUCCCAGACGUUCCACAGACACCCACUGGCAUGGAGAAGAAGAGCCCCGAGGCCUCCGCUUCUUUCCUGAGCCGAAUCACGUUUCACUGGUUUAACAGCAUGGUGGUGACGGGCUUCAAACGACCGCUGGUGCAGGAUGACCUGUGGGAGCUCAGCGAGAAAGCUUCCACUCAGAGCAUCUGCCGAACGUUCGAAGCGCAUAUGCAGCAGCAGCUGCACAGAGCGAGGGCCACUCUGCGCAUGCGGCAGGGGAAAGCGCUCAGGAAAAGGGCUCAGGGAAGCGGCAUGGCCAAUGGCGUGAGCCAGGAUGUGCUGGUCAUGGAGGAGAAGGGUCCAGAUACGAGCAAAGGCAAAGAGAAAACCGGCCGAGACAGCGUGGAUGACAAGGACUACCCUCGCUCAUGGCUCUUGCUGUCCCUGGCCAAAACUUUCUGGAGGGUCCUCAUCGAAUCAGCUGCAUUCAAGCUGCUCCAGGAUCUGCUGUCCUUCCUGAGCCCCCAGCUGCUGAAGCUGAUGAUCUCCUUCAGUCAGGACUCCUUGAUCUACACGUGGUGGGGCUAUCUCUACGCAGUGCUGCUGGUGCUGGUUGCCAUGCUGCAGUCACUCUUUCUGCAGCAGUACUUCCAGCGCUGCUUCCUGCUCGGCAUGCAAGUGCGCACCGCCAUCAUGGCUGCUGUCUACAGGAAGGCCCUGGUGGUGUCUAAUGACACACGGAAGGAGUCCACCGUGGGGGAGACCGUCAACCUGAUGUCGGCCGAUGCUCAGCGCUUCAACGAAGUCACCAACUUCAUCCACCUGCUGUGGUCGUGCCCGCUGCAGAUCGCCCUGUCCAUCACCUUCCUCUGGCUGGAGCUGGGGCCCGCCGUACUGGCCGGCCUGGCCGUCAUGGUGCUCAUGGUGCCCAUCAAUGGCUUCCUGGCCACCAAGAGCCGUGGCUUCCAGGUGGAGAAUAUGAAGUUCAAGGACAAGCGCCUAAAAAUUAUGAAUGAAAUCCUGAAUGGCAUUAAGGUUCUCAAGCUGUAUGCUUGGGAGGCAUCAUUCCAGGCCCAGAUCCAGGGCAUCAGGAACCAGGAGCUGUCUGUUCUGAAGAAGUUCUCGUACCUAUCCUCCGUCUCAGUGUUCAUAUUUGCAUGUGCUCCUGCGCUGGUAUCACUGGCUACGUUCGCAGUGUUUGUGUCGGUCAGCCCUGACAAUGUUCUGGAUGCCCAGAAAGCCUUCACAGCCAUCUCUCUGUUCAACAUCCUGCGCUUCCCCCUGGCCAUGCUGCCUUCGCUCAUCUCAGCCAUGGUGCAGGCAGCAGUGUCCAACAGGCGCCUGGAGAAGUUCCUGGGGGGAGACGACCUGGACUCCAGUGCGAUACACCAUGACAACAGCUUCAAAAGCGCUGUGAGUGUGUGUGGAGCCACGAUGACCUGGGAGAAGGACACCCAGCCCAUUCUGAGCGAUGUGUCUCUGGACAUUCUGCCCGGUCGCUUGGUGGCUGUGGUUGGUGCUGUGGGUGCUGGCAAGUCAUCGCUGGUGUCGGCCAUCCUGGGAGAGAUGCAUGCCAUCAAGGGUCACAUCAAUAUCCUGGGCUCCCUGGCCUACGUGCCCCAGCAGGCCUGGAUCCAAAACGCCACACUUAAGGACAACAUUUUGUUCGGAUCCCAAAUGGAAGACAAGCGCUACCAGAAGGUGCUGGAAGCUUGUGCUCUGGGACCUGACCUGGAGCUUCUGCCUGGUAGAGACAUGACUGAGAUAGGAGAGAAGGGCAUUAAUCUGAGCGGUGGCCAAAAGCAAAGGGUAAGUCUGGCCAGAGCGGCCUACAGCCAGGCUGACGUCUACCUGCUGGACGACCCCCUGUCUGCUGUGGAUGCCCACGUGGGGAAGCACCUCUUCGAGAAGGUGGUAGGACCACGAGGUCUGCUGAAGGACAAGACCCGCAUCCUGGUGACACACGGCAUUGGCUUCCUGCCCUACGUGGAUGAGAUAGUGGUUCUGGUGGACGGCAGGGUUUCUGAGGUGGGGUCCUACCAAAGCCUGCAGGCCAGCGGGGGGGCUUUCUCCGAGUUCCUGAACACCUAUGCCAAGGAGAGCAACAGUAGUCAGCAGGAUGCUGACCCAGGCACGCCUGUGGACACGCUGCCGGAGUCCCUGGACACAGAGGCAGACUGUCCGGCGGAGGACGUGGUCUCCGUGACACUGAAGAGAGAGUGCAGCAUGCGGCGGAGCCAGCAGCACGGCAGCGUCAAGAUCAGGACCCGCAACUCAGUGAAGGAGCAUCAGAAGCUGCCGGAAGCCAGAGCAGGCCAACGGCUUAUAGAGAAUGAGGCCAUGGAGACAGGCCAGGUGAAGUUCUCCAUCUACCUGCUGUACCUGCGUUCCGUGGGCUGGUGCUACUCCACUCUGGUGCUGCUGGCCUUCUUCAUGCAGAAUCUGGCCUUUAUUGGUCAGAAUCUGUGGCUCAGUGACUGGACCAAUGACGCCGUGAAGUAUUACAAUGCCACCUACCCGGCUUCUGUCCGAGACAUGAGAGUGGGCGUCUUUGGGGCCCUUGGUGUGACACAAGGUUUGCUGCUCUUUGUGGGGACCCUGUUGAUGGCUAACGGCUGCAUCUCCGCCUCACGCAUCCUGCACAGCCGCUUGCUGACCAACGUGCUGCGACUGCCCAUGGCCUUUUUCGACACCACACCCUCGGGCCGGAUUGUUAACCGCUUUGCCAAGGACAUUUUCACAGUGGACGAGGCAAUCCCCAUGUCUUUCCGAUCAUGGCUGCUGUGUCUGAUGGGGGUGAUCGGCACCCUAUUGGUCAUCUGCGUUGCCACGCCCAUCUUCAUCGCAGUAAUUGUCCCAUUGGCUGUGAUCUACUACUUUGUGCAAAAGCUCUAUGUCGCCACCUCUAGACAGCUGAGGCGCUUAGACUCCGUGUCCCGAUCGCCCAUCUAUUCUCAUUUCGGAGAGACGGUGGCGGGUCUGUCCGUUAUCCGGGCCUAUGGCCACCAGGAGCGCUUCCUCAGGCACAACAGGCGCACCAUCGAUGAGAACCACAAGAGCGUGUACGCCUGGAUCGUCUCCAACAGGUGGUUGGCCAUCCGCCUGGAGUCCUUGGGCAACUUGGUGGUGUUUUUCUCAGCACUCUUUGUGGUGAUAUCCCGAGACAGCUUGGACAGUGGCUUGGUGGGACUAUCCAUCUCCUACGCACUCAAUGUUACACAGACACUGAACUGGCUGGUGAGGAUGACUUCCGAGCUGGAAACGAACAUAGUGGCCGUGGAGCGAGUGAGCGAGUACACGCAGAUCGAGAACGAGGCACCAUGGGUCACAGACAUCCACCCCUCAGACUCGUGGCCCGAACCUGGGAGGAUCUACAUUGAAGACUAUAAAGUAAGGUACCGGCCGGAGCUGGAUCUGGUUUUACAAGGGAUCACGUGUGACAUCAGCGGCAAUGAAAAGAUCGGCAUUGUGGGCAGAACCGGAGCGGGGAAGUCCAGCCUCACAAACUGCCUGUUCCGUCUCAUCGAGGCCGCAGAUGGCCGCAUUCUCAUCGACGGUGUGGACAUCGCUAAGCUGGGCCUGCAUGACCUCAGGGGAAGACUCACCAUCAUCCCUCAGGACCCGGUGCUUUUCUCCGGGACGCUCAGGAUGAACCUGGAUCCCUUUGAGAGGUUCAGCGAUGAGGCAAUUUGGCAGGUACUGGAGCUGUCCCAUCUGAAAGAGUUUGUGGCGGGGCUACCGAACAGACUGAACCAUGAGAUCACAGAAGGAGGGGAAAACCUCAGCGUGGGCCAGAGACAGCUCCUGUGCCUGGCGAGAGCCCUGCUCAGAAAGUCUCGCAUCUUGAUUCUGGAUGAGGCUACAGCUGCCGUGGACCUUGAAACAGACACCCUCAUCCAGGCCACCAUCCGGCAGGAGUUCUCCCAUUGCACGGUGCUCACCAUUGCUCACCGCCUGCACACCAUCAUGGACAGCUCAAGGGUGAUGGUGCUGGAUGCUGGGAGAAUAGUGGAGUUUGACACCCCCGAUGCCCUCCUCCACAAGAAAGGGCAUUUCUACAGCAUGGCAAAGGAUGCCGGGAUCAGAACAGGGAUCAGUACAGCCUUGUAAGAGCUGGCUGAGCGCAGCUGGUCGCGAAGACAGACCCACGAUGGGCAAAAUUUGUACAGUUUCUCCAAAAAAAAACCCCUUUGGCUGUGUUUGGUAGAAAUUCCUCCAGAUUUCUUAAGAUUUUUGUGGAAGUAGCUUUUUGACACUGACAUUUGUACCUGUGUCCAGAUUAAUAAUCUGUUUUGUAAGACUAAAAAGAACUUUUAAAACUUUUAUCUGACUUUAAUAUAGUCACUUUUUGAGUUUUUGACGAUGGAUCUCAGGGGUUAAUGAAAAACAUGUGUUUGUUGCUUUAAUUUUUAAUUUUCUUACCCAACAUCAGGUAUGAGCUGUGCCUCAUUGUAUAAAUAAAAAAUAAAAACUCCCAUUAAAAGUGUAAA